Messenger RNA from Ctenocephalides felis (cat flea), 1660 nucleotides. RefSeq names its product out at first protein (gene oaf). The record is from RefSeq and is a predicted model, not a curated record. The transcript has 7 exons. The coding region runs from base 454 to 1326 and encodes 290 amino acids. Lineage: Eukaryota; Metazoa; Arthropoda; Insecta; Siphonaptera; Pulicidae.
UAUCUUCAAAAUGCAGCAAUGUGUGUUUAUGGAUAAAGCUGAAAUUAUAACAAUUUUCGCAAUUUCUCGUUCAUUUGCUUUUGUCUCCUGGGCAGACAACAACACAGGCGAGUCGACCCGGCGCCAACGUACCGGGGCCUGUUGUCUGUGGGAGAAACGAGGAACGGUUUUAUAAAAGUUAUUUUAUGUUAGUGGAAUUAACGCUUGAGCUUGGGUUCUUCAUAACAGAGUGAUAAACAAAUACUUCGUUUUAUCCGUGGUGGCCUCUUUGCCUACCCCAAGUAAGCCAUCUGACAACCACGUGCUUCGCGAUGCAUCGGCUCUCAGGGCGCAUGUUCGUGUCGCUUCGCAUUUCGCUUCGGAUCAAAAUAACAAGCAGUUCAACAUGGCGGCUUGUCUAGACAUGAUGUAUCCCAAUUGUUAGUGAAUAUUAUUUCUAUUAAAUUACUGACGAUGUAUAGAAAAAGUUAUUUAAUACAUGUGGUUAUUGUUACUGCAGUGUUUUUAAUAUAUGUAUGUGAAUUUAGUAAUUGUCAAUUGCUGAUAAAUGUCAAAAACCAAGGUGGUGAUGUGGUUCAGGAGAGUAUUUUUUCAAAUAUCAGCGAUGACGCGGUGACUUUGGAGUUUCAGCGUUCUGACGGAACCCUCGUUACACAGCUGGUUGAUUUCAGAAAUGAAGUACAAAUCCUCCGAGCUCUCGUCCUCGGCGAGGAGGAAAGAGGCCAAAGCCAAUACCAAGUGCUUUGUUUCGUGACGAGACUGCAUCAGACCGAUUUUAUAUCGGCGGACGCCAUGAGCAAACUCAGACAGAAAAAUCCGGGAACAGUCCGGACGCCGGAGGAGGACCGGGGCCGAGACAACUAUACCCUGAGCGCGUGGCUGGAUCCCGUACGUGCAGGACAUCGAGCCAGUCCGCACGUGGCCGUGCUCUGCGGCGAAGCAAGGGACGCCACGUACGCCAGGGAGGACGACCUGAGAUAUUGGGCCGAGAGGGCCGGCGAAGGUUUUCCGGGUGACGACUGGUUGCCAUCAGGUGCUCGGAGGUUCCCUUCGGCUUAUUUCCAUGCGGAAGCGCCCUUCGAUAAUUCGGUCGCCGAACCGGCGACUGCCCGCCUGCCGAAGUGUGCGGACGCGAAGGCGGCCCGAGCGCCUUGCAGGUGCCGAUUCGAGGUUUGCGUCGGCUGGUAUCCUUGCGGUUUGAAAUAUUGCCGAGGAAAAAGUGCCGCCGCCGGUUCCAGUUACAGGUGCGGCAUCAAAACCUGCCGAAAGUGUUCGGCGUAUUCGUACCACGCCAGACAAAAGCAGCAUUGCCUCUGGGACGAAUGACAAAAAUAAUUUUGUCAUCAUUAUUAUCUAGGAUUCUGCGCAAACUGAGAAAUUAUGUGGUUUUGAACGUAACUUCUAAGAAAAUGAUAAAAAUUCUCAUAAUAUCAAAUAGUAAAGACGAGCAGUAAGUAUUAUUAAAUUAAAUAUUGAUCCUUCUAAUGCUGUCUCAGAAACUAGAAACGUUAUAGUUAAUUCAGUUCUUCGAACAAAAUGAAAUCUCUGAAAUCAAUUUAAUUUAAUUAAUUAAUUUUUGUACGCUGCUAAGUACGAAUGGAGAUAUGCAAACCAUGGCUAAUGUGAUUUUUAUAUUAAAUGUUACAAAUGCAUUUUUGCG